Messenger RNA from Auanema sp. JU1783, 1239 nucleotides. The record is from the annotation of a GenBank genome assembly. Lineage: Eukaryota; Metazoa; Nematoda; Chromadorea; Rhabditida; Rhabditidae.
AUGCACCCGUUAUCGAUUGAUUCUCCAUCACUGAGCGGCGAUUUAUCUGGGAAAACUCUACAGUUUAUGAAUGCCCAGUGUCUGAGAGGAAAACAUCUAGUUAUCGACCACGUUUGGGUUAAGAACAGGAAAAUUAUCAAUGCAGCUGAUGUAUUUUAUCAUGAGCAGUGUGUAGCUGAUAUCCAAAUUGAUUGUAAAGGUUUGAUUCUGUCUCCAGGCUUCAUAGAUGUGCAAAUCAAUGGAGGGUUCGGGUUCGACUUCUCUCAGGCCUUGUCUUCAAACUCUGAGUAUGAGCAAGGCGUGGAAAUGGUUUCACAUAAUUUACUGUCUCAAGGAGUUACAUCGUAUGCUCCGACUCUGAUAACUAGCUCUUCGGAAAUAUACAGGAAGGUUCUACCGUUGCUGUUCAAACGCGAUGGAGGUAUCGGAGGUGCAGGUGUUCUUGGAGCGCAUUUGGAAGGGCCUUUCAUUUGUAAGGAUAAAAAAGGAUGUCAUCCAUCAGAAUUCGUCUGUGGUUUUGGAUCUGAUCCCGAAAAUACUCUGAAAAACGUUUAUGGAUCUUUUGAAAAUAUUGCUAUUGUAACUCUGGCUCCUGAGUUACCUGGUUGCGACAUCGCCAUUAGAACUUUAGUGAAAAACAAUAUUGUUGUUUCUUUGGGGCAUUCUAGCGCUACUCUGAAACAUGGAGAAGCUGCCAUAAAAGCUGGAGCCUCGUGCAUAACUCAUUUGUUCAAUGCGAUGGCACCUUAUCAUCACCGUGGUCCUGGUCUCAUUGGCCUUCUGGCAUCGAAUGAGAUUUCCGGUAUCAAUUAUGGAAUGAUAUCUGAUGGGAUUCAUUCGGAUGAUAGUGCGUUGAGGAUAGCUUAUAGAACUUGUCCAGACGGUCUCAUAUUAGUGACUGAUGCUAUCGCGGCUUUGGGAAUGUGCGACGGAGAACACCGACUCGGAGCUCAAACUGUGGUAGUGGAAGGCUUACAUGCUUUUCUCAAAGGAACACAAACAACUGCUGGGAGUGUUGCUUCAAUGCCGUUUUGUGUCAAACAUUUCAUAAGUGCAACAAACGCAAGUGUCGGAGAAGCUCUGUAUGCAGCAACGAAGCAGCCAGCUCAACUCUUGAGUUUAUCUAAUAAAGGAAAUUUGGAUGUUGGUAGCGACGCCGAUUUUGUUCUUUUGAAUGAUGAUCUUCAAGUACAGGCAACGUUCAUAGGAGGACAACGUGUUUUCUCUUCAUCUCAUUAA